CAUUUAUAACACCAAGCUAACCGUGCUUGAUACGUGAGGUUCAAAUGUCUUUGACGUGACAAUAUGACAAAAAACAAAACGACACCACCCAAAAAACAAAAGAAAAAAUAUAUUAAUUAUUUUUCCUCCCCUUUCUAUCCACCCAUCCACACCAGACUGGCCCUUUCCCUUUUACUAUGAAUCAAUGGAGGAUUGAUGCAAUGUAAUAUUUAAGAUUAUUUUUUCUACUUGUAUUAUUAUUGUAUUGUUGUUUGUUGCGAAGAAAAUUCAAGAGACAAAGAGUAACAAUACUGAAAAAAUCAAUAAGUUUCGACGAAUUUUUUCCUCCAAAAUUCAGUCAUAUUUUUUAAAUAAUUUUUCAUGCUCAAUCAAAUUUUCUUGAGGUAAUUCCAAUCCAUGGGAAUGGUUCUACAACUCCUAAUCCAUGUUUGAUUCAAAUCUCACAACGUUUCAACUUGUCAAUUGAGCGUUCUCGUCAAGGCAAUAUUAGUACUGUUGCAAACAAAUUGCUAGUUGUGAACCUUCAAAUUUUUUCAUCGUUGGAGCAAAUUGAAGGAGGUUUAAAGUACGGGAUUGGUAGUCCAUCACAUGGUGCUCCUUUGGAUACAAGCUCACGACGAAUUAAAAACAGCUAUCACGAUGGGAGUUCACAAUGUUUACGACUAUCAAGAUUUGCUUGGUGAAUCAAAAAUUUGUUACACCAAUUUAAUUCCUAGGGUUGAUAGAAGUGCCUCAGUUCAAGAAUCCCCAAAAUUUAUGGUCUCUAACUCUACUAAAUUGGAAUUAGGUUCCAACCUUCAUUUCUCCAUAUAUGCUUGAAGCUUUCACUCCGCCUAGGUUUUAGGCUUUUAGCUGGCAAUUCCCGAUGUAGCAACAUAGUGCUAGGUAUAUUGAAAAUUGGGCACAAGAAAUAUGUAACUCAACAAUGAUUAUGUAAAAUGAAACGAACAGAGUACUUUAAAUGAUAAACCACGGUUAACUAACCAUGCUACAUUUCACCUCAAAUGUUUUUUUUCUCUCUCCACUCCUGGGUAUUCUCUAGACCCAUUUACAUUCCUAUAUAUAUAAACCCCCCCUUCAGUUGAACCCAAUGCCUUGAUCUGAAAAUUAUCUGGAAGGCGUCUUGAUAAACGCCGUUUCCUUUAUUAAAUUCUCGUUGUAGAUUUGAAUUUUGAAUUUGGUCGAUUGUGAAAAUGAGGGAAUGCAUAUCAAUCCACAUUGGACAAGCUGGUAUUCAGGUUGGAAAUGCAUGUUGGGAGCUUUAUUGCCUUGAACAUGGCAUUCAGCCUGAUGGCCAGAUGCCGGGUGACAAGACUGUUGGAGGAGGUGAUGAUGCAUUUAACACGUUCUUCAGUGAAACUGGAGCUGGGAAGCAUGUUCCUCGUGCUGUUUUUGUAGAUCUUGAGCCUACUGUCAUUGAUGAAGUCAGGACAGGAGCAUACAGACAGCUCUUUCACCCUGAGCAGCUCAUUAGUGGCAAAGAAGAUGCAGCCAACAACUUUGCUCGUGGCCAUUAUACAAUUGGGAAAGAAAUAGUUGAUCUUUGUUUGGACCGCAUUAGGAAGCUUUCGGACAACUGUACGGGCCUUCAAGGUUUCCUGGUUUUCAAUGCUGUUGGUGGUGGCACUGGUUCUGGUCUUGGGUCGCUUUUACUCGAGCGUCUCUCAGUUGACUAUGGCAAGAAAUCAAAACUUGGAUUCACAAUAUAUCCCUCACCACAGGUCUCAACAUCUGUUGUGGAGCCUUACAACAGUGUACUUUCAACUCACUCGCUGCUUGAGCACACUGAUGUUGCAAUUCUUCUUGACAAUGAGGCCAUUUAUGACAUAUGCAGGCGCUCACUGGACAUUGAGCGCCCCACUUACACCAAUCUUAACCGCCUUAUUUCACAGGUCAUUUCUUCUCUGACUGCUUCGUUGAGGUUUGAUGGAGCCCUGAAUGUUGAUGUGAACGAGUUCCAGACAAAUCUUGUGCCAUAUCCCAGAAUCCAUUUUAUGCUUUCUUCCUAUGCUCCAGUCAUUUCAGCUGAGAAGGCUUACCACGAGCAGCUCUCGGUUGCAGAAAUCACAAACAGUGCCUUUGAACCCUCUUCUAUGAUGGUUAAGUGUGACCCUCGCCAUGGAAAGUACAUGGCCUGCUGCCUCAUGUUCCGUGGUGAUGUUGUGCCAAAGGAUGUCAAUGCUGCUGUGGCCACCAUCAAGACCAAGCGUACUAUCCAAUUUGUUGACUGGUGCCCUACUGGUUUCAAGUGUGGUAUCAACUACCAACCACCAACUGUUGUUCCUGGAGGCGACCUUGCCAAGGUGCAAAGGGCUGUAUGCAUGAUCUCUAACUCAACUAGCGUUGCUGAGGUAUUUUCGCGCAUUGACCACAAGUUUGAUCUGAUGUACGUCAAGCGUGCUUUUGUGCACUGGUAUGUUGGUGAGGGUAUGGAAGAAGGUGAGUUCAGUGAAGCCCGUGAGGACCUUGCUGCCCUUGAAAAGGAUUACGAGGAAGUUGGUGCUGAACUGGAUGAUGAAGAAGGGGGUGAUGAUGAAGGUGAAUACUGAGUGAAGACAUUGUGGUGUGAUAUGUUCUAUCUUGGUUGUUUGUUAUUGAUGUAUUUCUGUUGCACUCCUAGCUAUUAAUAUUCCGUGUUGUGGUCUUCUAAACGGAAUUGUGCUGUUAUGGAAGUCAAAAUAUGUUCCUUCGACUGUUAUACUAUAUCACUGUGCAAGUCCUUAUAUGAUUUUCUAUUUGCUAA
This is a messenger RNA of Capsicum annuum, 2743 nucleotides long. RefSeq names its product tubulin alpha-2 chain. Gene Ontology annotation, biological process: mitotic cell cycle; microtubule cytoskeleton organization. The transcript is spliced from 4 exons. NCBI's taxonomy places the organism in Eukaryota, Viridiplantae, Streptophyta, Magnoliopsida, Solanales, Solanaceae. Gene Ontology annotation, molecular function: GTP binding; structural constituent of cytoskeleton. The record is from RefSeq and is a predicted model, not a curated record. Gene Ontology annotation, cellular component: microtubule; cytoplasm. Bases 1194 to 2549 code for a protein of 451 amino acids.